Molecule: messenger RNA, 870 nt
Organism: Chaetomium fimeti
Lineage: Eukaryota; Fungi; Ascomycota; Sordariomycetes; Sordariales; Chaetomiaceae
Product: PapD-like protein
Exons: 7
Coding region: 1-870 (289 amino acids)
Biological process (GO): endoplasmic reticulum membrane organization
Cellular component (GO): plasma membrane; endoplasmic reticulum membrane
Molecular function (GO): FFAT motif binding
Source: RefSeq, a predicted model, not a curated record
AUGUCCGUCGAAAUCGACCCCGUGGAACUUGGGUUCCGCAGGCCCUUUACUGUGGAGGUUUCCCAGGUCCUCAAGAUCAAGAACCCCAACUCGUCGCCUGUUGCUUUCAAGGUCAAAACGACAGCGCCCAAGCAGUACUGUGUUCGGCCAAACUCGGGCCGCAUCGAGCCCGGGCAUGAAGUCGAGGUUUCUGUCCUCCUGCAGGCAAUGAAGCAGGAGCCCCCGGCCGACGCCAAAUGUCGUGACAAGUUCCUCGUCCAAUCCGUCAUGAUCACUGCCGACAAGGAAUUCACAAACGUGACACAGAUUUGGGAUGGAGUAGAGAAGUCGGCAGUUCAGGAAAAGAAGAUCCGGGUCGCCUGGCUUGCGCCGAACGAAGGGCUCGCUACCCCUGUCCGGCAGACGGCUACGAAUGGGUUCGACGCAACCCCUGACACCGCCCCUCCCGCGUACUCCUCUCCGCAGGACGACACCACCGUCCUCGAGGACACGACCGCCGUUUCCUACCACGAGCAAGAAGAGCCUAGCCACGAACCCGAAUCCACACAAGCUACCCAGGCAACGGCCUUCGCCGCCCCCGCCGCCAUCGCGGGCAGCGUCCGAUCCGCCGCGACCGAAACCUACGAGGAGCUCAAGGAGCGGGCAGCCAAGGCGGAAGCGACCGCCGCGUCGCUCAAGAACGAACUGGCCAGCGGCCUGCGGCAGCGCAAGGCAGGGAACAAAUCGGACGACAACAGCAGCGCGGGGAGCGGGACGCCGAAGCUCGCGCAGGCGGAGAGGCAAUCGUCGAGGGGCACCGAGGGCGUGCCGGUCGGGAUCGUGGCGUUCCUCUGCCUGGUCAGCUUCCUGCUGGGGUAUAUCUUCUUCUAG